This is a messenger RNA of Oppia nitens, 1425 nucleotides long. RefSeq lists its product as uncharacterized. The coding region runs from base 1 to 1425 and encodes 474 amino acids. Gene Ontology annotation, biological process: signal transduction. Lineage: Eukaryota; Metazoa; Arthropoda; Arachnida; Sarcoptiformes; Oppiidae. The transcript is spliced from 9 exons. The record is from RefSeq and is a predicted model, not a curated record. Gene Ontology annotation, molecular function: protein binding.
AUGAUAAUUAAAAUCUUUGAUGAGUUACAAACAGAUCAAAUUGAAAACUUUUUGAUCGGUCCGACAGCUAAUGUCUGCGUUAAGGUCCAACACUUAAUUGAAACAGAAUUAGAGAAUUUGAGAAAUUCAUUUUAUAGACGACUUAACUUCAAACUAGUAGUUCCCUGUCCUUGUGAUGUGACGUGUGAACCGCAUAAGAUUGAUGGGUGCAAUGAUAUCGAGUGCCUACACUUUUUACCACUUAAUCAAUGUCUCACUAAAAAGGUCGUUGAGUGUAAGUACAGUCGACAGGUUAGGACAAUAUUUAUUCAACGAUACUUUCCUCAAUUGCCAUUUAAUUCAAAUGAGGAUACAAACAACAAUACUUCCCAAUCAUUAAAUCGUGAGAAUGGUUGGGACCAUAUUUUUCAAGUGGAACCGGUAUGGAUGAGAGAGGCGGCCAAACUGCUGGCACCCAACCAUCCAAAUAAAGAUUGGCUCGCAUUAGCUAAACGUUUGGGUUAUAAUGAGCGCGAUAUCUCAAAAUUUACUGAUGAUAUCGCACCCUGUCUUGCAUUGCUUAGGGACUGGUAUGAGACUAAUGGAAGGACUCGUUAUUGUAUCGAUGUUUUGCUGUCUUGUCUUAGAAUGAUAUCACGUGAAGAUGUGGCCGCACUUAUAGAGUACGACUUAGAACCUGAAGGGUCGGCGCCGCCUGUAUUCAUAAGUUAUCAAAGAGAUUCUCAGGAACAGGUCUCAGAAUUGCGUCAAAAAUUGGAACUAGCAGGAUUUCCAUGUUGGAUGGAUACUAGAUCAAUGGGUGGCGGAGAUUCACUCUAUGGCAAGAUAUACGACGGCAUUAGUAGAGCUAAAGUAGUUUUAUGUUGUCUAACCCCCCGAUACGUGGCCUCUCCUAUGUGUAACCGUGAAAUAACUUUAGCUGAUGUCUUGCAUAAACCGAUUCUUCCAAUUAUUAUUGAAGUCACUCCAUGGCCACCUCCAGGUGCAAUGGCGGUCAUUAUGAGUUCAAUUGUUUAUAUAGAUCUUUGUGGUGUGGGCAGUCAUUCAGGAAUCGGUAGAAUUCAAGAUCUUGAAACACGUUUUCGAGAAAUUCUUGAUCGAGUUUCACGAUAUAUAGCCGGUUAUGUAGACGCACCUAUAGUAGCGCCGAGAUAUCUACAAUUACCGGAUAUUUUUUCGCCUAUUAGAGAGACACCUCAACAAAUGGAUGAAUCUGAAAAUACUAACGAAGUGCCCGAAACUACUAAUGAUAGCGACAAUCAACCCGAAGCACAGGGAGGAGCCAUUGCUUCUGAGGUCUCAUUUGCGGCAAAUGAAGAAUCUCUUAGAGAAGAUCUGUUUUCUGGAGAUAAUAUAUCAGUUUUGACAACAACAAGACGAGGUCAUAACCGGGUGACAAACUGUGCCAUUUGCUCAAUACUUUAA